Molecule: messenger RNA, 442 nt
Organism: Tinamus guttatus (white-throated tinamou)
Lineage: Eukaryota; Metazoa; Chordata; Aves; Tinamiformes; Tinamidae
Source: RefSeq, a predicted model, not a curated record
AUAGAUCGGCAGCUUCAGGAUGUGUGGCAUCUGGGCCCUGUUUGGGAGCGACGAGUGCCUUUCCGUGCAAUGCCUGAGCGCCAUGAAGAUCGCGCACAGGGGGCCCGACGCCUUCCGCUUCGAGAACGUCAACGGCUUCACCAACUGCUGCUUCGGCUUCCACCGCCUGGCCGUCGUCGACCAGCUCUAUGGCAUGCAGCCCAUCCGCAUCAAGAAAUUCCCUUAUCUCUGGCUCUGCUACAAUGGGGAAAUCUACAACUUCAAACAGCUGCAGAAGCAAUUUGGAUUUGAAUAUCAGACAUUAGUGGAUGGAGAGGUUAUCCUUCAUCUUUACAACAGAGGAGGAAUAGAGCAAACAGCUUGCAUGCUGGAUGGUGUAUUUGCUUUCAUCCUUCUGGACACAGCAAACAGAAAAGUUUAUCUGGCAAGAGAUACCUAUGGG